AUGCAGAACAAUCAAGCCGGUGGCAGUAGAGAAUUUACUUUAAAAAUAAAAAAGAAUUCAGAUGUGAAAUAUCAGUUAUUGAAAUUUAAUAAAAACAAUGAAGUUGAAAAAUGGUCAAGUCAUACUAAAUUGAAGAAAGAAGUCAAAGGUGACAGAAAAACACCAGUAAUCGAUGAUAUGCCCAAGUUUGGAGCGGGAAGCGAAUUUGGUCGCGAAGCUAGACUAAAAGCAAAGAAUAAAAAAUAUAACAGUAACAAAAACCUGUCAGAAACUACUUCUUGGAAUUUGGAUAUUGAAGGAAAAAAAUUUAAAGGUGCAAGGCAAGGUGGAAUAGAUGAAAAUUGUUCAUACUACAUAUUUAGUCGUGAAGAAGGUAAUGUGAUAAAUGCACAUAAAUUAGAAGAGUGGUAUAACUUUCAACCUGUAUUACGUUACAAGACAUUAACAACCAGCGAAGCAGAGGAAGAGUUUGAAAGGCGUGAUAAUGCUUACAAUAAGUUUAAUAUAAUGAUACAAAAGAAAUUAAGCAAUGAAGAAGAUGAAGAAAUUGAUGAAUAUAAUGAAAAUAAAGAGAAAAAUAGAGAUAAAAGUUGUAAAACAAAAGAAUUCAAAAUAUCUGAAAUGGAUGAAUGGGAUGGCAGCAAUGAAGAUUCAUCAAACUCCACAGAGGAAAAAGACAAUGAAAAAAUUAAAACCAAACAUAAACAAAAAAGAAAAGUCAAAACUAAACCAAAAAAUAAGUCGAAAGGAUCUGACAAAUCAGCAGCGGAAGACAGUGAUAAUGGUGAUGAAGAUGGAAGAGAGUUGGAUUAUAUAUCCGAUUCUUCAGAGGAUGUGUCGGAUGUUGAAGCUAAAGUAACUAAAGAAUUGAAGGGGGUGUCUGAAGAAAAAGCAUUAAAGAGUCUCUUGGCAUCUGAUGAGGACACUGAAGCAAAAGAUGAUGAAAGUAAAACAACUGAUAUAAAUGUCAAAAACAAUACUGAUUCAGAAAAUUCAGAUAUGGACAGUGUACCAAUUAAUAUAAUACCAGUUAAUUUGGAUGGAAUGAAAACAAAUAGUAAUGAUCCAAUUUGUAUACCAAACAUAUCAUCUAAUCAAAGCCUGGAACCCCCACAGAAAAAAGUUAAAGAGGAAUUGUCGCCAGUCACAAUGUUUGAUACACAUGAUAUAACUGAAGAGGCUGUUCGACGAUAUUUGUUACGAAAACCAUUCACUUCAGCUCAACUCAUCAACAAGUUUAAGAAUCGUUCCAAUUUAAGUUCCGAACAAUUAGUUAAAGCUAUAGGAUUAAUAUUAAAAAAAAUCAAUCCUGAAAAGCAAAUAAUACAGAACAAAAUGUACUUGAUUUUGAAUAACUAA
This is a messenger RNA of Acyrthosiphon pisum (pea aphid), 1359 nucleotides long. Its product is annotated as general transcription factor IIF subunit 1-like. Gene Ontology annotation, biological process: transcription initiation at RNA polymerase II promoter; positive regulation of transcription elongation by RNA polymerase II. Bases 1 to 1359 code for a protein of 452 amino acids. Gene Ontology annotation, cellular component: nucleus; transcription factor TFIIF complex. The transcript has 10 exons. Gene Ontology annotation, molecular function: TFIIF-class transcription factor complex binding; DNA binding; RNA polymerase II general transcription initiation factor activity. The record is from RefSeq and is a predicted model, not a curated record. NCBI's taxonomy places the organism in Eukaryota, Metazoa, Arthropoda, Insecta, Hemiptera, Aphididae.